AUGGCGUCCCACUACCGCGACGCGGCAAAAUGCCUCAAAGCGGUCGACGGCGGCCGCACCACGCUGAAGACGGCAGCCUACAAGACACAGAACCCGCCGAGGACCGUGGCGCUCGUCUCCGAGGUGCGGCGGCACCGCAAAGCGUUGGAAACAGCCAUCGCGGCGACGGGCCUGCGGGAGAAGGCCGGCGGCGACGCGCAGCUGCUGCUCGUCGCGGUCUACGACGCCGUACCACGCUGA
Molecule: messenger RNA, 240 nt
Organism: Pelagomonas calceolata
Lineage: Eukaryota; Pelagophyceae; Pelagomonadales; Pelagomonadaceae
Source: the annotation of a GenBank genome assembly